AGAGUAAUGGCUGCCAAUGUUGACAGCUCGGAAAUUUUCAAUAAACUGUCAUCAAAAAUAACAAAUCUACUUCAUGGAAGAACAGAAGGUGAUCGCAGUAUAUUAAGUAAAACAUUGGACGAUUUAAAUUCAUUGAAUUAUAGGUAUACAGUAGUGACAAAUCCAACAAAAGCAGUACUUUUAGUGAACCAAUGCUGCAGUUUUGUAUCAACUGAUGAUGAGGUACUUGUCCCAAAAUGUAGUCAAUUAUUAUGGAAUCUUGUUAAUAGACAAAAUGUACCUAUUGAAGGUAGAACAUUGACUGUAGCCAUAAAUUGGUGUUUAAAUAGUUUUAAAAUACGAAAUAAAAAUGUCAUUCUUGAUAUUUUGCAAGCCUUAGAUGCCUUAUUAAGAACUAAUGUGGAUUAUGUUGUACAGCUGUUGGAUAAAGUCUCUUUUGAAGUUAUCAAGAUUAUUAAAGACACUGAGCAAGGAUGGUCACCUGAAAUAAUACUAAUUUCUUUACAAUGUCUUGAAGCUUGUACAGCUGUUCCAACUGAAAAAUCCAACAUUCAACACAGCCAUUUGGAAAUUUGUGCUGAGAUUUUUUUGUCAUAUUUAUGUAAACAACAAAUUGUCCAGGAUCCAAUCCAUGUUAAGAUGCUCCAAGUUAGUCUUUACGGACUUCAAAAUAUAAUAAUUCAACAUCCUGAAUAUUUAAAAAAUGAAUUAGGCUUAAUUUUGGGAGUCGUAAAAUCAUUCAUGGUAUUAGGAAUCAAAGGUAUUGAAUAUAUGUUACCACAAAAGUUGUUACCUUCAAUUUUAAGCAUACCAGAAGCAACAAAUGUACCAAGAGAGAAGAAAGGAGGCAAGCUUACAAAACAAAGAAAGCACAGAUCUACAAAGCCCAAAAAAGAAAAAAAGGAUUCGACAGAAGAAAUUUUAUUUGAUGGAAAAACAACAGGAUACAGUCCAGCCACUACAGCAUUAGAAUAUAAUUCAGACAGUGGAAUUAACCUUUCGAAUGCUGGGAAUAAAUUUAAAACUAGCGAUUCCGAUUUUUCAGACAGCGAAUCAGGAAGAUCUGCAAAAUUAGUGCAAGUUCAAGGCAAAGUCAGACAUGCUGCAUUUAAUUUAUUUUACAAUGUUGUAAAGAACACCGAAAAAUAUACUAUGUUCUCAUAUUGGUCCAGCUUUAUUCCAGAAGGAACAGUAUCCGCACCACAUAAUUUACUCAACUGCAUUUUAAAAGACCCUUCAUCGAGAUGUCGAAUGUCUGCUUUAAAUGUUUUGUUGGUAUUAUUAACAUCUUCCAAACUGUACCUAGCUCAGGCAGAAAAUAGCAUCAAAAGUACUUCUUUUACACCAUUUUCCGUUGUGUUGGGAUUGACCAUAAGAGAAUUGCAUAAGGGUCUCUCUCUGGCUCUUGUGGAAACUUCAGUUCCAGUUUUAAUUCAAUUGUUAAAAUGUUUGGGUGCUUUAGUGCAGGCAACUCCGUAUCACAAAAUGUCCCAAGGGCUGAUUACGAAAAUUGUGAGGAACGUAAAACCAUUUAUAUAUCAUAAAGAUGCUUCUGUUCAAGUAACAGCUCUAAUAGUACUAGGCUGUGUUGUAGCAUCAGAACCAAUCAUACCAGAAACAAAAGAAAUAUUGUUAAAGAAGAAUUUAAAUAUAGAAGGCAAUACUUAUGUAACGGACUCUAAUCCAGAAGAAAACGGUAAAAAUGAUGCUGAAAGUAUCGUUUAUGCCGAAUUUUCAGACGAUGAAGAUGAAUAUGUAGAAGACGAAUCAGUUCCCUGGUUAUUAAAAAGAUGUCUAAGUAACUUAGGAGUGCAGUUUACUCCAACAGAGUGUGCAAGCAACGCAAGAGAACAUAAUAGUUUAGUAGUUCCCGUUCCUGUAAAAUUAGAAUCUCUACAAGUGAUCUCGGCUGUAACCAGAAACUAUUUUGAAAUAUUAAUAGCGCCAUAUUUAUCUUAUAUAACGAAGGGACUUCAUACAUCUUUGAGUGACAAAUAUGCUGAUUUGAGAUUGCAUGCCGGUCGUGCCAUUGAUUUUAUUGGACAAGCAAUAUCUAGAUAUCUUACAAAUAGAGAAAUAAAGGAUACCGUUCCAUUUGAAAGUUUUUUGACGUUUUGGCAGAAUUUGUUGAGUGGGCCAUUAAUAGAUUUAUUGCAGUGUGAAGAUCAAGCAGUUUUAAAAGCAGUUGGUUGUGAUUGUUUGGGAAGUAUAGGAUCUGAUAUUUUUGAAAAGUUACCGAGAGAUAAACAGAUUGUAUGUGUCACUCUUUUGUUUUCCUGUACGAGAGAUGAGGAAAAAAACGUGAAAGCUGCUGCAGUGAGAGCAUUGGCUAUUUGCGUGAUGUAUUCAUCGUUAAGAGAAGAUCCCGGAUUUGUUGUUGAUACUGCAGAAGCAAUUUAUCGGACCUUGCAGGAUCAAAAUUUAAUGGUUAGGAUUAAAGCUUCGUGGUCUUUGGGUAAUUUGAGCGAUGCCCUUAUGUUAAAUAAUAAAACAGAUGAAGGCAUAGAAGAAAUACCUCGAGAACUUAUCAUCAAAUUAAUACAAAUUGGUGUCAGUAGCUCAUCCGACAACGAUAAGGUUAAAAUGAAUGCAGUAAGAGCUUUAGGAAAUCUCAUUCAAAUAGUAAAUAAAAGUUUCCUUAACGAUCUAAAGUGUUGCCAAAUAAUAGACGAAGCCUUCGAUGCUCUCGUCAAAAGUUGCAUCACGGGUUCAAACAUGAAGGUAUACAAGUUUACAAGUAGUAUAACAUCUCAAUUUAUGGUAGUAAAAAAGGACUUGAAAUCAGUUAUUACUUAUCAUAUGAUUCUAUUUACAAAUACCGUAUCCAAAAAUAUUUUUUCCAGCUUACUAUUUUCUUUGAAAAAUAUACAACUAAUAUUGUGUUACAAAUAGAAAUUUCUGAUCUUGAAAUCAAACAAAGAAAAGAAAUACAAACGUUAAUAAAAUGUAUCAUUUUGUAGGUUAGGUGGAAUGCAUGUUACGCUAUUGGAAAUGCACUAAAAAAUUCAGCUCUAUAUCAAGAAACCACGCGUUUAAAUAAAAGCUGGCAGGAUUCCAUUUAUAAAGCUUUGACCGAACUUGUAGUAAGCUUUAAAAAUUUUAAAGUAAGAAUUAAUGCAGCUCUUUCGCUGUCAUGUCCGACUAACAGAGAACAUUAUGGUAAUUAUUUUGUACUCGUUUGGACGGCAUUACUAGAGGCUUUGGAAAACUCUCAGCAAAUGGAAGAUUUUAGCGAAUAUAAACACAGGGAUCAUCUCGUGGAACAGGUAUGUUUGUCCCUUGGCCAUCUUACAACGUUACUCCGGAAAGGUGACUUGGGAAUUUUGCAAGACGUACUUGAUCAACAUUUUGACGUAUUCCGUACUCAUACUCAGAAGGUUUUGGAGAGGCUGGUGCCCGAAAAAUCAACGACAUUAACAACGGCGACGAUAACAUUAAAUGCGUUGAGUAAGGAUGCUGGCCUUAAUAACAAGGAAAUGCAAGUGCUGGAACAGCUGACAAGUGUAUUUGUACCGAUUAUUUAACUUUAUUUUUAAUAAACUCUUUAUAAAUACUUU
Diabrotica balteata is the source of this 3557-nucleotide messenger RNA. Lineage: Eukaryota; Metazoa; Arthropoda; Insecta; Coleoptera; Chrysomelidae. The record is from the annotation of a GenBank genome assembly.